Molecule: messenger RNA, 896 nt
Organism: Sitodiplosis mosellana (orange wheat blossom midge)
Lineage: Eukaryota; Metazoa; Arthropoda; Insecta; Diptera; Cecidomyiidae
Product: U6 snRNA phosphodiesterase 1
Exons: 5
Coding region: 105-875 (256 amino acids)
Biological process (GO): U6 snRNA 3'-end processing
Cellular component (GO): nucleus
Molecular function (GO): 3'-5'-RNA exonuclease activity
Source: RefSeq, a predicted model, not a curated record
UAUCCCAUUUCAGUGACAGGCCGUUGAAUAGCGAACCAAAACAUUCCCAAUGUAGGAUUCAUACAAUUUUGUUAGAUGAACAGCGGCAAAUCGGUCGUAGAAAAAUGUCUUUAAAUUUAGUAAAUUACAGUGAUAGCUCUUCAGAUGAAGAGAUUGAAGUACAGAAAAAUCCACCACUGCCUAAAAGCAAACUGCCAAAUCCUUUUCAAAAAACAAAUGAAGUCAAUAAGCAAGAAGACGAUGGUUCAGCUAAACACAACGGAAGGAUACGGUUAUUUCCCCAUGAACGUGGCAAUUGGGCCACUUACAUUUAUAUUCACUAUCCGAAGACAGACUUCAUCGUCCGAUUGCAAAAUGAGUUGCUCGAUCAAAUAAAAUCAACAAGUACAUUGGAAACUAUUGAAUUUCAUCCAAAUGAGGAGUUACAUCUGAGCCUGACACGAACGGUUGUCCUGCAACAUCAUUGGAUCGACGAAUUUGUUCGAAGUGUGGAACAAAAGUUAAGAAACACAAACAGAUUUUGGAUAAAUUUAAGUUCGAUUCAAAUCUAUUGCAACGAUAACCAAACCAGGACAUUUAUAAGCCUAUCAUUUGCCGAAAAGAAUACAAAUUCCACCCAAAAUUUACAGAACAUUGUAAACCAAUUGGAUAGUUGCCUGAAAGAAUUUAAAUUGCCUUCUUUUUAUAAGGAAGCAUCUUUCCAUGUUAGCCUUCUGUGGUGCCUUGGAGAUAGAAGAAAUGAACUUCACGCACUACUACCUCAAUUUUGUAAACUAUUAGAGCACCUAUCGUCGAUUGAUGACUCAAAUCUCACAAUUGAUGUGGAAAAGUUAUUUUGUAAAAUUGGGAAUAAAUUGUAUAGUUUUCACUUGUGAAAAUAAAUUUUGAAAAAUCUA